CCUGCGCCGAGCCGCGCCGCAACGCCACCUCGCCUUUCCUCUUCCCUUCUUCCUCCUCCCUUUCUCUCUCGCCCGCCACCAUUACCGCCGCCGCUACCCCCACGCAACCCUAACCCUACCCCGCCCCCACCCCCGCCGCCUCGCCGCUCGACCCCGCCCGCGCCCAUGGAGCCCGAGCAGCCGGCGGCCGACCCCGCCGCCGCCGAGCCGGAGGACGAGGAGGACGACGAGGAGGAGACGGAGGCGCCCGACGCGGAGCAGGAGGCCGCGGAGGACGCGCUGCUCGACCGCGCGCAGGCCCUGAUCUCCCGCGUCGUCGAGCAGGAGAGCAACCCCAACCCGCGCCUCAUCCACACCCUCGCCACCAUAUGCGAGGACCAGGAGGCCAGACACCUGCAGGAAUGCGCUAGUGAUCCGUCCUUCAAUAACACAAACACAAGGGGCUCCCAUAUUAUAGGCAAGCUGGCGAGUUUGAUCAGGGAGAAUGAUGAUUUCUACGACCUAGUGUUUUCUAAGUUCUUGUCAGAUACAUCGUACCCUUUGCCAGUACGCUGUGCUUCUGCUAGGCUGCUCCUAAGCAUCCAGGAUGCAUUUUCGCCUCAGUUUUCUCAUCCUUUUGAAGAUGCUACCCUAGAAAAUAUAAAAUCCUGGAUAAAGGAAGAUGGUGAAGCAUCGGAUGAAUGUGAUUGGAAGCAUCUAGGAAGUGGUAAAAAACCCACAGAUACUGAGAUGAUGAGAACAUAUGCUAUUGGGUUGCUCUCGAUGGCGUUGUAUGGUGGUGGGCGUUUGGUAGAAGAUGUCUUGAACAUGGGAGUAUCAGCCAAGCUCAUGCGUUUUCUGCGAAUACGAGUCUUUGGUGAUGCCACAUCUUCAGAGAAAGAUGCCAAUCUUCCACUGGAUACCAAGCAUCCUCGGGGUAGAGAUGAGAAUAGGGGCAAAGUACGAUUGCUUCAAGACAGUUCUAUACUGGACGGAACAAGGGCUGGAGAUGGAAUAUCGACUGACCCAACUUUGGAAAAACAGUUUGAUCGUGAUGUUGGGAUGAGGCAAGCACACGGAGAACAGGGGAUGGAUGACACUGGUUACCUGCUACGUGAUGAUGUUGAUUCUACAAUGGAUCCUUUUGAUGCAAAGUCAGUCGAUGGGGAAAAGUAUCCUGCAGGUGAAAGCCUGAGAGAUGAACUCUUGAAGAGAAAGUUCAGCCGUACAGGAUCUCGACUAAGAGGGAAAAUCAAAACAGGCGAAGGCUUGCCUGAAAGUGAACGGACACCUUUAUCGCCAACAGGAUUGAGAAUGGGAAGUCGGACUAGCAAAGAAAAGAAUGCGGCUAAGGUCGAGGACCCAAAGAAAGCAAUCGAUUUGAACAAUAGCUCUGCAGCCCCCGAGUCUGAUAUUCUUAGUAUUUCUAAAGAAGAGUAUGAGGACCGGUUCAGGGAUUGCAUUAUCGGCUUGAGGGAUAUAACUGACAUUGUUUUGAAGGCAGUGAGAGCUGCAGAAGCGGAAGCCAGAUCAGCGAAUGCUCCUGAGGAAGCUGUCAAAGCAGCAGGUGAUGCUGCUGCUGAGCUUGUGAAAUCUGCUGCUUUAGAGGCUUGGAAGAGUGAAAAUAGUGGCGAUGCCGUUGUAUUAGCUGCUGAGAAAGCUGCAGCUACUGUAGUCGAUGCUGCCAUGUCCACUAGCGUCUCAAGAAGCUCUGACCAGGUUAAUGAGGAGCAUGUUGUUGAAGAAGCUGUGAAAAUUAGUGAGGACCAGGAUCUGGAAGAUUUUGUUAUCAUUGACCAGGAGCAGCUCUUGCUACUUAGGGAAAAAUAUAGCAUUUUGUGCUUGCAGUAUCUGGGAGAGUACGUUGAAGCUUUGGGUCCUGUUCUUCAUGAAAAAGGUGUUGAUGUUUGCCUCGCAUUGCUGCAACGGGGAAUCAAAGACCAGGAGGGAUGUGGCCACGUUUCACUACUUCAUGAAAUUCUUAGAUUGAUUUGUGCCCUGGCCGCACACCGGAAAUUUGCUGCGCUAUUUGUUGACCGGGGUGGUAUUCAGAAGAUCCUCUCUGUCCCUAAGAUUACUCAGACAUACACUGCUCUGUCUGCAUGCUUGUUUACUUUCGGUUCUCUCCAGUCUACCAUGGAACGUGUUUGUGCGCUUUCACCUGACACACUCAACAAUGUGGUUGAACUAGCGCUGCAACUCUUAGAAUGCCCACAAGAUGCAGCUAGAAAAAAUGCAGCCAUAUUCUUUGCUGCUGCAUUUGUGUUCAAAGCUGUUCUGGAUUCAUUUGAUGCACAGGAUGGGAUGCAAAAACUUCUGAAUAUAUUACAAGUUGCUGCAUCUGUAAGGUCGGGUGGUAACUCUGGAGCAUUAGGAUCCUCCAACGUGAAUCAAGGGAAUGACCGAUCGCCUGCUGAAAUUCUGACUCAGUCAGAAAAGCAGGUCGCGUAUCAUUCAUGUGUUGCACUACGGCAAUAUUUUAGAGCUCAUCUCCUUCAGCUUGUUGAUUCCAUCCGGCCAAGCAAGAGUAUCCGUAGUAUUGCUCGGAAUACUUCCAGUGCAAGAGCUGGUUACAAACCUUUUGACAUCGGCAACGAGGCUAUGGAUGCUAUUUUUCGUCAGGUCCAGCGGGACAGAAAGUUAGGACCUGCUCUCGUAAGAGCUCGCUGGCCCGUGAUGGAUAAAUUUUUGGCCUCUAAUGGUCAUAUUAUCCUGCUAGAAUUAUGCCAGAGUCUACCUGCUGAUCGGUAUCUUCAUGACUUGGCUCAGUAUGCAUUUGGAGUUCUUCACAUCAUAACUCUUAUGCCACACAGCCGCAAAUUGAUGGUGCAUGCUACAUUAACUAACAACCGUAUUGGUAUGGCUGUUAUACUAGAUAUAGCAAACAGUGUUGUUGGCUAUGUUGAUCCUGAGGUGAUUUGUCCAGCAUUGAAUGUGCUUGUCAAUCUUGUAUGCCCCCCUCCAUCGAUCAGCAACAAGCCGUCCUCAGCUGUUAAUCAGCAACCUGCAGGAAGUUAUUCAGAGAGCAGAGACAGGAAUGCUGAAAAAAGCACUUCAGAAAGAAAUGUUGCAGCGAACCAAAGUGAAUCUCGGGAACGAUAUGGUGAUGGCACACCUGUUGUGUCAUCUGGAGUUGUUGGUGACAAGAGAAUAUCGCUAGGUGUAGGAGCUGGGGGUCCUGGUCUUGCUGCUCAAUUGGAACAAGCUUAUCGCCAAGCUCGAGAAGUAGUCAGAGCCAAUAAUGGUAUAAAGAUCCUUUUGCAGCUUCUUGGCACUCGGAUGGUUACACAUCCUUUGGCUAUUGAUCCUAUUCGAGCCCUUGCCUGUCGUGUACUGCUUGGCUUGGCUAGAGACGAUGCUAUUGCACAUAUACUGACGAAGCUCCAGGUAGGGAAGAAAUUAUCAGAACUGAUUCGUGAUACGAGUACCCAGUCAUCUGGAGGUGAUAAUGCAAGAUGGCUAAAUGAACUGACCCAAGUGGCAAUUGAGCUCAUUGCGGUCUUGACUAAUUCUGGUAAAGAAACAACCUUAGCAACUGAUGCUGCUGCUCCAGCGUUGAAGCGCAUUGAGCGAGCUGGCAUAGCAGCUGCUACUCCUGUCUCUUACCAUUCCAGGGAACUGAUGCAACUGAUACAUGAACAUCUCCUUGGAUCUGGUUUGGCUGCUACUGCUGCCAUGUUGCAGAAGGAGGCUGACCUUGCACCUUUGCCAUCAACUGCUGCAGUGCUACCUGUCCACCAGCCCGCUGCCCUGGAACCAUCAUCUGUUCAAGUUCAACAACAGUGGCCUUCUGGCCGUGUUCAGGGAUUUCUGUCCGACAAAACAAUGAUUGCUGCAGAUCAAGCUGGCCAACGAUCAGAUUCUGUUGUGCCUUCAUCUAAGAAGAAGGCACUGGUAUUCUCAUCCAGUUUCUCUAAACGAAAUCAACCCUUUGUUUCGUUUUCUGGUAAUAGAGCAAGCAAUAGCCUGAAAAGUCCUGUACCUGCCGGAAAUGUGGACGGUAUGACUUGCUCUGCCUCUGCUGGCAAUACUGGAGAUGUGGAGACAUCGCAUAAAACACCAAUGCCCUUGCCACUUAAGAGGAAGCUUGCGGAUAUGGAGUUUAGUUCUGCAUCAGCAGCAAAGCGCCCUGCAAUAAUGGAUCAAGCAUCCCAAUCUCCUGUGUUCCAAACUCCUGCUCCUACUCGCAGAGGCCUCUCUGUGGCAGUGGAUUCUCCUACUGCAGCAUUUCAUCCAGGAAGGACAAACUUCAACAACAUUUCCACUGAGAACUUUGAAGAUUCUCAAUGCACACCUGGAGUGGUAACAGGCACACCACAUCUUGGUUUAAAUGAUCAACAAACAGGAACUUCGGAGCGCAUGACGCUCGACUCAUUGGUUGUACAAUAUUUGAAACAUCAACACCGCCAAUGUCCUGCUCCAAUAACAACUUUGCCGCCAGUCUCUCUGCUGCACCCUCAUGUUUGCCCUGAGCCUAGCCGCAGCAUUAGUGCACCAGCAAAUGUAACUGCUCGCAUGGGAAGCCGUGAGAUAAACAGGGAGUUUAGCGGGAUCAAAGUGCCCCGCAGGGAUCGCCAAUUUAUAUACAGCAGGUUCAAGCCAUGCCGUGUUUGCCGUGAUGAGGCCUCGCUGUUGACUUGCAUGACUUUUAUUGGAGGUGCAUCAAGGGUGGCGGCUGGGAACCAUAGUGGUGAAUUAAGAAUAUUUGACAGCAACCUUGCAAAUCUCAUAGAGACGCACACUUGUCACCAGAAUCUUGUUACUAUGGUGGAUUCAACAUCUGUUGGUGGAACUGAGCUGAUUCUCUCAUCUAGCAUAGAUGAGGUUAAGCUCUUUGAUGCUUUCUCACUGCAUACGGGGCCUUUGCACACAUUUGAUAACUGCAAAGCUGCCAGGUUUAACCAUGCUGGGACUUUAUUUGCCGGCCUUUCUACGGAUGCAAAUCACCGGGCGGUUCUAUUGUAUGAUGUCCAGACGCAUAAUGUUGAUAUGCAGCUUCCUGAUAACUCCAGCCUCCCAGGUUCAGGCCGGGGUGUACAACCCAUUAUACAUUUCAGUCCUUCAGAUGAUAUGUUGCUGUGGAACGGGGUCCUGUGGGAUAGACGAAGUCCCACUCCUAUCCAUCAGUUUGACCAGUUCACAGACUAUUGUGGCGGUGGCUUUCAUCCAGCUGGAAACGAGGUGAUCCUAAAUUCAGAGGUGUGGGAUCUGAGAAAGUUUAAGCUUCUGAGGAGUGUCCCUUCCCUGGACCAGACAGUAAUUAAAUUCAAUGGAAGUGGUGAUGUUAUCUAUGCCAUCCUCAGGCGUAACCUUGAGGAUGUAACAUCAUCCAUCAACACGCGCAGGGUCAGACACCCCCUGUUCCCUGCAUUCCGCACGAUCGAUGCUGUCACCUACGCAGACAUUGCAACCGUCCAAAUAGACCGUGGCGUCCUCGACCUUGCUACUGAGCCCAAUGAUUCCCUUCUUGGAGUUGUUGCCAUGGACGAUCCUGACGAGAUGUUCUCCUCUGCUCGCAUAUUCGAAGUUGGCAGGAAACGACCAACUGAUGAUGACUCGGACCCGGAGGAUGGAGGGGACACGGAGGAUGAGGAUGAUGAUGACGACGACUCGGACGUGGAUGUCCUCCUCGGGACCGAUUUAGGGCUUGGGGACACGGAUUCUGAGGAUGAUCCAAGUAACAGCAGCGGUGAUGAUGGCGGUGACGAUGAGGACGAGGAGGAUAUGGACAGUGGGGAUGAAAACGAUGACGAUGAUGAGGAAGGCGACUUUGAUGUGGGAGGGGGGCUACUUGAGAUGAUGGGUGGCGGGGAUGGGGAUGAGAGUGGUGACAUGAUCGAGUCCUUCAGCAGCGGUGAGGAUGAAGGGUGGCUCAUGUGAGAGCAGAUGGUGAUUCUUUUCUUUCUAUGCAUGGUCGCAUCACGGUGGUGAGGGCGUUGCAUGGGGAUGCAUGAGGCUGAUGAGGCAAGGCAAGGCUAGGAGGAGCUGAACGAGAAACGACGUCUUUGGGUCACCGACAGGGUGCAAACAACAAAUGCAAAUCUGUAUGCUCAAAUUACAGUUGUAAAUUAUUGGCCUUGCUGGGAGAAAGUUUACGUUACGUGGGUUGGGAGUAGCUGUUGUUACCUGUGAGAGCGCAACGCAAGCCUGAGGCAUUAGGUGUUGUAUGUAAAAGCAAAGCUGGUAAUUUUUUGCUGUUUCUCAUCAGUUGAAAAUUUUGGAAAUAUCAUGUGUUGAUGCUGUGCUGUCUGAA
This is a messenger RNA of Triticum urartu, 6232 nucleotides long. RefSeq names its product DDB1-CUL4 associated factor 1 (gene DCAF1). Gene Ontology annotation, cellular component: nucleus; Cul4-RING E3 ubiquitin ligase complex. The record is from RefSeq and is a predicted model, not a curated record. Gene Ontology annotation, molecular function: protein binding. NCBI's taxonomy places the organism in Eukaryota, Viridiplantae, Streptophyta, Magnoliopsida, Poales, Poaceae. Gene Ontology annotation, biological process: protein ubiquitination.